AGAGGACCAUUCUUCAACCCAACUCCCUCGGAGAGCACAGGCCAUGGCAUCCACGGAGACGAGUACUACGUCUACCACCAACGACUUCUCCGGCAGCAAGACCGCCCCGGAGUACGGAUACGCGGUGCCGUCGCGGCCGCCUCCCAAUCUCUUCUUCCUCGACUUCGGGCUGAGGCUCCUCCUCUUUGCGUCCGCCGUCACGGCGCUCGUGGUCAUGGUCACCAGCAAGCAGACCAAACUUAUUUCCGUCACUGUGGCGCCUUCGUCCCAGAUCUUGGUCAGUCGCGACGCCAAGUUUCAGCACUCUCCGGCCUUCAUAUAUCUGGUGGCUGCGCUUUCGGUCACUGGUUUGUACAGCAUCAUCACCAUGUUGGUUUCCUUGUUUUCCAUCGCAAGCCCCUCUCCAUCACCAAAGACGCUGUUCCUUCUCAUCCUCUUCGACACGCUGAUGGCCGGAGUGAUGGCUUCAGCCACCGGCAACGCGGGAUCCGUCGCCUACAUAGGUCUGAAGGGCAACUCUCAUGUGAAUUGGAACAAGAUCUGCAACAUGUAUGGGAAGUUCUGCCGGCACGUAGGCAGCUCCACGGCCGUCUCCCUCAUCGCCUCCAUCGUCCUCGUCUUGCUCGUCGUGCUCUCCUCCUAUUCUCUCUACCGUCGCAGUCGCUAAUGAUAGUUAACGCGUCCACCUUCUCUCUUUAGCAGGUAGAGUUUGGUGUCACGUUUAGUGGUGUGUAAUCCAUUCACAUGGUCUUGUCGCCGUCGUCGUCGUUCGUCUUGUGUAAUGGUGAUAGUGUGGUUUGCUUCUUCGUGUCGUCGGCAAAUGUGAAAACACUGGUUUCUGUUUUGUUGA
This is a messenger RNA of Musa acuminata subsp. malaccensis (wild Malaysian banana), 850 nucleotides long. RefSeq names its product CASP-like protein 1D1. The record is from RefSeq and is a predicted model, not a curated record. NCBI's taxonomy places the organism in Eukaryota, Viridiplantae, Streptophyta, Magnoliopsida, Zingiberales, Musaceae.